Mesitornis unicolor (brown roatelo) is the source of this 1568-nucleotide messenger RNA. RefSeq names its product DNA topoisomerase 2-alpha. The annotation marks the transcript as partial. NCBI's taxonomy places the organism in Eukaryota, Metazoa, Chordata, Aves, Mesitornithiformes, Mesitornithidae. Gene Ontology annotation, biological process: sister chromatid segregation; DNA topological change; apoptotic chromosome condensation. Gene Ontology annotation, cellular component: nucleus. Gene Ontology annotation, molecular function: ATP binding; DNA binding; DNA topoisomerase type II (double strand cut, ATP-hydrolyzing) activity. The transcript is spliced from 12 exons. The record is from RefSeq and is a predicted model, not a curated record.
GUGGGCGAAAUGGUUAUGGAGCCAAAUUGUGCAACAUAUUUAGCACAAAAUUUACUGUGGAAACUGGAUGUCGCGAAUACAAAAAGUUAUUCAAGCAGACCUGGACAGACAACAUGGGAAAGGCUGGCGAAAUGAAACUGAAAUAUUUUGAUGGAGAAGAUUACACUUGUGUCACUUUCCAGCCUGAUCUGUCAAAAUUCAAAAUGACAAUUCUCGAUAAAGACAUUGUGGCACUAAUGUCUCGAAGAGCGUAUGAUAUUGCUGGAUCCACAAGGGACGUCAAAGUUUUCCUAAAUGGACAGAGGCUGCCUGUGAAAGGAUUCCGCAGUUAUGUGGACCUCUAUCUGAAGGACAAAGUAGAUGAAACUGGUAAUGCACUUAAGGUUAUCCACGAGGAAGUAAAUUCUCGAUGGGAAGUGUGUUUGACUUUGAGCGAAAAAGGCUUCCAGCAAGUUAGCUUUGUAAACAGCAUUGCCACUACAAAGGGUGGCAGGCACGUUGAUUACGUAGCUGACCAGCUGGUGACUAAACUCAUUGAUGUCGUGAAAAAGAAGAACAAAAACGGAGUUGGAGUGAAGCCUUUUCAGGUGAAGAACCACAUGUGGAUUUUCGUGAAUGCCUUAAUCGAAAACCCAACCUUUGACUCUCAGACUAAGGAGAACAUGACUCUGCAGGCAAAGAGCUUUGGCUCAACCUGUAAACUGAGUGAAAAAUUUAUUAAGGGUGCAGUUGGAUGUGGCAUUGUUGAAAGUAUCCUAAAUUGGGUAAAAUUUAAAGCUCAGAACCAGCUGAAUAAGAAAUGUUCAGCUGUGAAACACACCAAGAUUAAGGGUGUUCCUAAGCUGGAUGAUGCCAAUGAUGCUGGCAGCAAGAAUUCUUUAGAUUGUACACUUAUCCUGACUGAGGGAGAUUCAGCCAAAACACUGGCUGUCUCUGGUCUAGGAGUGGUUGGUAGAGACAAAUAUGGAGUAUUUCCCCUUCGUGGGAAAAUACUCAACGUCAGAGAAGCUUCUCAUAAGCAGAUUAUGGAAAAUGCUGAAAUCAACAACAUCAUCAAGAUUGUGGGUUUACAAUAUAAAAAGAACUAUGAAGAUCAAGAAUCUUUAAAGAGUCUUCGCUAUGGAAAGAUUAUGAUUAUGACAGAUCAGGAUCAAGAUGGAUCACAUAUCAAAGGUUUGCUGAUUAACUUCAUCCAUCACAACUGGCCGUCUCUUCUAAAACACAACUUUCUGGAGGAAUUUAUUACUCCCAUCAUAAAGGCCUCUAAAAACAAAGAAGAAAUUGCAUUCUACAGCAUUCCUGAAUUUGAAGAAUGGAAAAGCCAUAUGCAGAACUACAAUUCAUGGAAAAUCAAGUACUACAAAGGUUUGGGUACUAGCACAUCGAAGGAGGCUAAAGAAUACUUUGCAGAUAUGGCCAAACAUCGAAUUGGCUUCAAAUAUUCUGGUCCUGAAGAUGAUGCUGCGAUCACCCUGGCCUUCAGCAAGAAGAAAGUAGAAGAGCGAAAGGAGUGGCUGACUAGUUUCAUGGAGGAUAGAAGACAACGAAAGCUGCAUGGUCUGCCAGAG